Molecule: messenger RNA, 814 nt
Organism: Solanum tuberosum (potato)
Lineage: Eukaryota; Viridiplantae; Streptophyta; Magnoliopsida; Solanales; Solanaceae
Exons: 3
Source: RefSeq, a predicted model, not a curated record
AUGCCUGCUUUAAAUAAAGGAAACUAUAUCACCUUUUCUGUUGAACCCUUUAGUCUACCCCUUCCUCUUUCAGUUGGAGCAUUAGUUGUUGCUCUUGGGCCAGCAAUUUGUGUUGAUGUUGGUGCAGCAGCAGGGACAACAGUUUAUGUUGAUGUUGGUGCAGCAGCAGGGACAACAGUUUAUGUUGAUGUUGGUGCAGCAGCAGGGACAACAGUUUAUGUUGAUGUUGGUGCAGCAGCAGGGACAACAGUUUAUGUUGAUGUUGGUGCAGCAGCAGGGACAACAGUUUAUGUUGAUGUUGGUGCAGCAGCAGGGACAACAGUUUAUGUUGAUGUUGGUGCAGCAGCAGGGACAACAGUUUAUGUUGAUGUUGGUGCAGCAGCAGGGACAACAGUUUAUGUUGAUGUUGGUGCAGCAGCAGGGACAACAGUUUAUGUUGAUGUUGGUGCAGCAGCAGGGACAACAGUUUAUGUUGAUGUUGGUGCAGCAGCAGGGACAACAGUUUAUGUUGAUGUUGGUGCAGCAGCAGGGACAACAGUUUAUGUUGAUGUUGGUGCAGCAGCAGGGACAACAGUUUAUGUUGAUGUUGGUGCAGCAGCAGGGCCAACAGUUUGUGUUGAUGUUGGUGCAGCAGCAGGGCCAACAGUUUGUGUUGAUGUUGGUGCAGCAGCAGGGCCAACAGUUUGUGUUGAUGUUGGUGCAGCAGCAGGGCCAGAAGGAGGUCUUGAACUUGGUCCAGCAGCAGGUCUUGAACUUGGUCCAGCAGUAAAGCUUGUGCCAGAAGCAGGCCUUCCUGGCAUCUUCCUAACAGGAG